Messenger RNA from Chroicocephalus ridibundus (black-headed gull), 6390 nucleotides. RefSeq names its product tRNA methyltransferase 61A (gene TRMT61A). Gene Ontology annotation, molecular function: tRNA (adenine(58)-N1)-methyltransferase activity. The transcript has 4 exons. Gene Ontology annotation, cellular component: nucleus; tRNA (m1A) methyltransferase complex. The coding region runs from base 508 to 1434 and encodes 308 amino acids. Gene Ontology annotation, biological process: tRNA methylation. The record is from RefSeq and is a predicted model, not a curated record. NCBI's taxonomy places the organism in Eukaryota, Metazoa, Chordata, Aves, Charadriiformes, Laridae.
GGCUGCUGGGGGGACGCGAGGCCCUGAGGAGCGGCGGGCUCCUGGGUCCCGCCCGUUACGGGUUAAUGCUGCUCCCUUGCAGGCCGAUCCUUCCUCUCACCCCGCCGGCGUGCUCUGUCCCUUUCCCUGCCUGGUCUUUUCCGGGCAGGUCAACCCUGGACACGGCCCGCAGCAGCCAUUAGGUUCCCGGGUCCGCUCCUCACGGGCACGGCAGCGGGGCUGCGGCUGAGGGGGCUCGGGAAGAAACGGUCCCCGGGGAGGGCGGGAGGCCCUGCCACCGGCGACAGCUUCUCUGCAGCGGGAUCCACCGGCCUUCGUGUUACCAGGGGGCCCGGGAGGUGAGGUGAUUAUGCCUGCCUCUUCCUCCUCCUCCUCCUCGGGAGGUUUAUCCCACUGCCGUGUCAAGCAGCCAGGCUUCUCAGGGAAGAGGCAGCCUGCCAGGUCGGUGUGGAAGCUGGUCAGGAUAAGGAGAGGUGACAACCGCUAGCCGACUACAAGACUGUCACAAUGAGUUUUGUUGAAUAUGGAGAUACAAUAAAGGAUGGUGACACAGCUAUUGUGUUCUUGGGCCAUGAAUCCAUGUUUCCUGUCAAAGUCCAGCAUGGCACUGUAACUCAGACUAAGUAUGGGGUCAUCAGGCAUUCCACGGACCUCAUAGGCAAGAAGUAUGGCUCCAAAGUGACCUGCAGUAAAGGAGGAUGGGUGUUUAUUCUUCAUCCCACUCCAGAACUGUGGACCAUGAAUCUUCCACACAGGACGCAGAUUCUGUAUUCCACUGACAUCUCUAUAAUCACCAUGAUGUUAGAACUGAAGCCAGGCUCCAUAGUAUGUGAAUCAGGUACAGGCAGCGGAUCCCUCUCCCAUGCUCUCAUCAGGACAGUGGCUCCCACAGGGCACCUGUACACAGUGGAAUUCCACCAACAGCGGGCUGAGAAGGCCAGGGAGGAGUUUCGGGAGCAUGGAGUGGAGCAUCUGGUCACCGUGACCAACCAGGAUGUCUGCAAAAAUGGGUUUGGUGUCUCAAACAUUGCAGAUGCCGUGUUCCUAGAUAUUCCAUCUCCAUGGGAAGCUAUAGGACAUGCAAAGUCAGCGUUAAAAGCUGAAGGUGGCCGCAUCUGUUCUUUCUCCCCCUGCAUCGAACAAGUCCAAAGAACAUGCCUAGCGAUGGAAGAAUACGGUUUUACAGAGAUUAACACCUUGGAAAUUCUGCUCCGAGUGUACAAUGUAAGGACAAUUAGCUUGCAAAUCCCUGACCUUGGAAAAGCAGCUGAGGAUAAUUCUAGCACUGGCUUUGACAGCAGCAACCCAUCAAACCACGGUAGUCUGUGCACUAAUCUGCAGCAAGGAACUGUGCAGUUCAAAAGCGGCGUGCCACUCAGGGAGAUGGUCGGUCACACUGGAUACCUGACCUUUGCCACCAAGAGCCUGUGUUAGUACAUGUUGAGUUUGUGCAGUUUGGAGUGGUUUGUGUGUUUGUGUUUGUUUUCUGUUUUCAUGGUUCUUUUUUGUAGGGCAUCCAAAUUUUUACUUGUCAGGGAAUUCCAUAUAUAGUCAGAUUGGGUUGGAAUAUGCUUUGUUUAAAUAGCACACAAGCAUUAACCAGAGCAGCAUCAAGGGAAUGUUGAAACUCUGGAAUGGUGCUCCACUUGCCGUCAGAAAGAAGAUAAAUUAAUAGUGAAUGGCCAUUCACUGGAAUGUGCAGAAUAAAGAUCCCUCCCGAUAAGAAAGCAAAACAAACAGCACACUAAUUGCAAAUUUUUUCCUCCUCUUUUCUGAAUUACUUUCCCAGGUUUGUGGUUUUAUUUUUUUCUAGCAGCACCAAACACUUCUUUUUUCAACUUCUCUAGUGUCCGUGUUGCUCUUAGCAAUGUGAAAGUGCCUACUUGCUUCAUUUUAGAUAAGAAGGUUGUGAGGUCAUAGGGUUGCCAGCACAACUGAUCACAAAAUUACUGUUUCCUUGGAAUAAGGUUUGGCUGCACAGAGGAUUAUUGGCAAUGCUUAGGAACAUAACCUCUCACUCCAUUCCAGGCUGGCAUCUGCAAAUCAUUUAGAUUACACAAAGGUCAAAGAAGUGUGCUAAAUGUUGGAUUUAGUUUAAAAUAGUAUAUUGUGCUCAUCAAUUUAUAGUAGAAAUUUGGACGUGGAUUCAUACUAUAGUCUUCUAAUAGAUCAUCCACUUUCGUAGUUGAUGAAUCCACUGUCAAAAUUCACUGAAGAGCUGGUUACUAUUACCUGAACACCUUUUUGUAACUGGUGUGGCUGAGGUUCCAUUUGUUUGAUGGUUUAUGUGCAUUACGGUGUACUAUUUUCCUGCAGUUGAAUGACAUAUUGCUUUUGGCAGAAUUUCUGUCUCCAGGUUGCAACAGCAAUGCAAACUUAGUAAAAUCCUCAACCAGCUUUAUUAAUUAAGUUUUCAGACCAUUUACUCUUUGGUCUUCCAUACAAAGCUGGUGGGUGUGAUGAACUAUUUGAAUGCUGGAUUAAAUUUUGUAUUUACAGAUUAAAAUAAUUAUGCAAAUUUAUAAAGUUCCUUCUUUCUGUUUCCUUUUUUUUUUAUUAAAUGAAUUCACAAAUAUUUUUAUUCCAGCCACUAGUACUGUCUCUGAAGCGUUUAGCUGUGCGUUGCAUUCCGUACCUGAAUAUAUUGAUUGCCAUAUAAAAAAAAUAACCAUUCAUAAACUGCUGCCUGAACAUUUGAACCUGAUAUCCCUCCCCCAUUCUUGACAAAAAUAAACAAAGCUAAGCUUUUAACGUGUUAUAGCAGAACGCUAAUCCAUAACGGUUUAAAGAAAGCUCAACCGAUCACGACAGCAAAGAUAAACUGUUGAGCAGAUUAAAGGCAGAAAGCAAUUCUGUUCAACUAAAUCAGUUAUGUAAGUUGGCCUAUAACUGUAGCAGUUCUCCAGAAAUUGUGUUAAAGUUCUCUUUCUACUGCUGUUAAAGGCAUGCAGUGAACUGUGAACACUGCUUAUAUCGUUUGGUAGCUGUAUUCUAGUGACAUGCUUGCAUGCAUAUGCAUAUGCACGUUUGUGUGCUUAAACCACCAGCACAGAAGUAAGGCCAAGGUACUAACGUAAAUCAGAAGAAAGGAUGGGGAAAUACAACGUUAAUGCUACAAGGUUGUUCUUAACUCAGAACAAGGUGAUUCUCGUUCACUAACAAGUGGGAUCCCCAGUCUUCACCAGGGAUAAUUCCAGCCCCAGACUUGAUUCUUUUUUCCUGACAGAUUUUAUUUUAAAACAGUGUAACAUUUAAACAGGACUAAAGAGGAAAAACGUCAUGUUUCUGUCCUACAAAUAGAUAUGGAAUGGAAAUACCGAUGUAUCUUCAUGGAGCUUGAAACAAGGCUGAUGCCUUUUUGCCUACAAAGCCCAAUUCAAACCCCCUUGAAAUAAACCAUUGACUUUGCAUGGUCCCAUAUUGAUUUGAUCCCUGCUGAGGAAGGGCAAGCAUUGCGUAAGAGGAGAAGGAUUUCAUUUCUGCCUUUGCAAUAUUAAAAAGGCUUCUGUGUUUUUGUUGCCAAUCACGGCCAUGGCCAGCAGCACCACACCACUUCCUGCUGUUGCUUUGUUGUCAGGGUCACAAGGGGGAUCUCACACUAUCCAGCAUGGACGGUACUGUGCUGCCAGAACCUCCCACUGGGUAAUUCUGCUUAUGAUCACCCAUGUUUUACAUUCUGGCUACAUUUCCUGCCAAAAGUGGUAAAUCAGAAACAUAGGUCUUUCCUGCCAUACUGGGGGAAUCGGCUGGGGCCACACUUUCAAAGACUCCUUUCUCUUUUUGAUACGUUUUAAUCUUCAGUCUGGAAUGAAACAUCUCUUCUUGCCCUGACACAGUUUGGUCACAAGUUGUCAGGCUGCACAUUUUCAUUGCGGCCAUGCACUUGGAUCCUUCAGUUGUGGACAAGCACCAGUACACAGCUCUGCCCAACAGCCGGCACAGCUUGUCCCGUUGUGCUCCAUGCCCAACAAGCUAGCGUGGAGAGCAGUCUGGGACACCUUGCAACCUACAAGGCAAACAGUAAUGACUAAGAGGAGGCUUGUGAAAUGCUUGAGAGAUCUGCUGCUGUUUGCUGUUAACCUGUGCUUUAAUUAAAGCAUUACAGAUCUGUAUCUCACUGUGGUUGUUUCCUGCUUACCUGUUAGCACAACACUGUUUUCCUCUGAAGAAGAUGUGAUCAUAAAUCCUGCUUGAGAGCCUUAAAGGGAUAAAGUAGCAAAAAUGCUAGGAACUCACUCUUCUGCUUAAUUCCCUACUCUGUCUUCUCCUUAGGUGCUUUGGGAUACGUGAUGGUGAGGAGAUGGUUCUUCCUGGGAAGUGUUCCAGUGAUGAGGGUUCUGGUUCACAGUCACUCCCUCGAGAGUACAUCUGUGCUCCAUUAGUCCUGGUCAACUGGAUGAUUGCGGAAGUCAUGGUGACCCAGAAAGGAGGGGGGCUCAGGGAUGCAGCGAGCCUAGAUCUACUUGUAAAUACUAGCGCGCAUCCCAGCAGAGUCUGCAUCAUUUAGGUGGGCGAGUGCACUGGGCAGCCCACGUCUUCGUGCCUUACCAGGUUCCUUCUGGACAGAGACUGGAGAAAACUGUCACUCCUGGGCUGCAGUUGAGUGGUGUUCGGUGCUCCCAGCUCACCUCCAAUGCCAGUGGGAGCAGCAGAGGCUCGGGAAAGGAGGGUUGAGAAAUGGCUGGGCUGCUUGCGCAAAUGCAAGGGAGGCACGAUGAGAGCAAAGUGGGAGAGUCAGCAUUGCGUAACCAUGAUGUUACACCAAAGGUACGUGCAGCUGUGACUAGUCAAAGGGAGGAAGGGGGUUACUCUAGUACCAGAAAGGACUGUCUGUGUCACCACGAGGGAAAGCACUUACAUGCUGCUGGCCUCUCGAGUGCUCCUGAGGAACUAUGUUGUUCAGAUGCCAAGAGGGGAGCCAGAUUGUGUUAUUUCCUUUCUCCCUACGUGACAGCUUCUGAACUGGAACGAAUCGGCAUCAGUAUCAGUACAGGGAACAAAUAAACCUUGAAUUGUCAAAUAAAAAUAUUCCUCACUGGUAUCCAGGCCUUUACCUGCAUUAUCUCACCCAGGAGCUCUGCGUCCUUUUGUGGGCUGUUCAGGAUGCCCUGUUCUCCUCUGCCGGAGGGCAGUAGCUUUGAACGCUGAGGUUAGCUGUCUGAUAUGCUGAUAGAAAUAAAUGCAGAAGCCAGCUGGGAACAGUGGCCUGUGGGGCAUCUCACUGUACCUGCGUGUUUCUACCUGGCUGCGAAGGUAGAUCACCCACAACUGCGCUUCCCUUAUCGUGGAGUGUCCCUUCCCGUCAUCUUCCCCUCCUUCUGCCCUCAAACCCAAAGCUAACAAACAGCCAAACUGCUAGCAUGCACCUGGUGCUCCGAGGCAGCUCAGAUUGCACAGCCAGGUUUUUGGCAGAGGCAAGCAUUUUCCUUUUGCUCUUUACUGGCCCACAAGGCAGGGAGAAGGACUGGUUUUUUGCCACCCGACCUGGACAUGCAGCCACAGAAGCUCUGCAGAUACGGCAUCUGCCAGGUGCUGUGGGGAGAAACUUCCGGAGUGCUCCUGAGCCCGGGCACCCCCAGAGAGUGGUGUGCUGCCGUGGCAACGGCGCAGCAUCAUUCAAGCCGCUGAAGACCUCAGCCUUAAGUUAUUUCGGCGGUGGGGGCUGAGUGGGUUGAUGCUAAAUAUCUUAUUCCUUUAUAGUUCUUAAGAGGGCGAUUUGCAUGAAUGGUUCCAGUGGAGCUGUGGAGAAGCUCUCCCCGGGGGUCCAGAUAGCUGCAGGAAAUGUCAGAGACGAGGACGGAGUGAAUUCAGAGCUACUGCUCCCAGAAGUGCUGGCUGAGAAGUCAAAGCUAGUAAGUAGAGGAAGGAGCUUUUUCCAUCUUUUUCUGAUAGCGCUGAUACUGAUCCAGCAUGAAGCCCACGUGCAGGACUAGUUCUAGUCAGCUAGGAGAAACUGGUGCUUUAGCAACCUCCCUUUCUAUUAGGCACCAUGCAGGAAGGGGAAGUCUGCAGUGGGAUUUUCCUCUUUCUCUCUUCUGUUGCUUUGGGGGGGGGGGCUGUAGUCCCCCCUCCUUCCUCGAGUCUCAAACACGUGUGCAGUAGUUACCCCUAACACAGGUGUCUGGGACUCGGCAUGGCUGGUCCCUGGGCGCGUGGAAUGAAAGUUUGUGAUGCCAAAAUAGUCUGAGACAGAAGUUACUUUAUUCCACUUGGGGGGGUUGAGGAAGAUGAUGAGACUGUAGGCUCUGUGCUACUUUUUACAUUGGUCCCCUAUGCCCUUAGGAAUUAUCCAUAAAGCACUAUUUCAGAAUAAUUUAAAAAAAAAAAAAAAAUCAAGAGCCACCUAUUCUUAGGAAUCAGCUGGAUUUGAGAACCAAAGCUGCUUGGAGG